AGGAGAGGGCCACCACAGCAAAGGAAUCGUCACUUCGUCCCACAAAACAAAACUCCAAAGAAAGAUUAAAGAAACCCAUCGUCUCUGCUCCUUUUUUCCGUGAGGCUGCGAUUCCUUUGCUAAACAGCCUCCUAAUCCCUCCUCAAAUCUUUCCGGACAGUGGGUUUUCCCACUUCUCAAACUUGAAUCCCGUAGCAACAAGUUUUCCGUGGGAUUCCGGGAAAAGCACGACCGUAAUUUUCCGGGAAUACCCUGCCCAUCUCCUGAGAUACUGAGAGAGAGAGAGAGAGAGAGAGUUGUAUGUAAUUUGAAGCGUAAUAGUCGGAGAUUCGAUUCCCUGAUGGAAUGAGCCACCAAACUGAAAAGAUAUUUAGAAAGAGAGAAUUUAUUUCCAGCGUUGGACUGUUAGAAAUAUAUAUUACGGUUGUCACUUGUCAGGUAUGGAGAGAGAUAAAAAGACAAUUAACCCACCUAUCGAAGAAAGAGCAUGUUUUGGCUGGUUCUCCUAGCCCCAGAGCCAGAGAAAGAGUUUUGUUGUUUUGUUUUGUGGGUACGCGGAAGAACAACGCAGAGAUGGGUUCGUUCGGGAUGCUUGCGAGGAGGGCUUUACAGACCGAGACGCCAGUGAUGGUUCAGAUACAGGAACUGAUCCGAGGUGCCAAGGAUGCAAUUUCGCUUGCUCAGGGAGUCGUUUAUUGGCAACCACCAAAGAGAGCUUUGGAUCAGGCAAAAGAACUUGUGUGGGAGCCUUCAGUUAGUCGUUAUGGUCCUGAUGAAGGUCUUCCUGAGCUUAGAGAGGCCCUGACUAAAAAGCUGCGUGAAGAAAACAACUUGCACAAAUCCUCAGUGAUGGUUACUGCAGGAGCCAAUCAGGCAUUUGUAAAUAUAGUUCUCACUUUAUGUGAUGCUGGGGACUCUGUAGUUAUGUUUGCGCCAUACUACUUCAAUGCAUACAUGUCAUUCCAGAUGACUGGCGUUACUAACAUUCUGGUUGGUCCCAGUAAUCAAGAGACACUUCAUCCUGAUGCAGACUGGUUAGAAAGGACUUUAAAGGAAACUAUACCAACACCAAAGCUCGUUACUGUUGUUAAUCCUGGCAACCCAUCUGGAACAUACAUCCCAGAGCCUCUUCUAAAGAGGAUUUCAGAUCUCUGCAGUGCUGCUGGAUGUUGGCUUGUUGUGGAUAAUACAUAUGAGUACUUUAUGUAUGAUGGCCUCAAACACUCCUGUGUGGAGGGUAAUCACAUAGUCAACAUUUUCUCAUUUUCCAAAGCUUAUGGGAUGAUGGGAUGGCGAGUUGGAUAUAUCGCGUAUCCUUCAGGAGUGGAGGGGUUUGCAACUCAACUUCUCAAAAUCCAAGACAAUAUACCAAUCUGUGCUGCUAUAAUUUCGCAGCGUCUGGCCCUUUAUUCAUUGGAAGUUGGACCCGGAUGGGUCAUUGAACAAGUGAAAGAUCUUGUGAAGAACAGAGCAAUAGUCCUGGAAGGUCUGUCUCCUUUGGGAAAGGAUGCGGUGAAAGGAGGAGAAGGCGCAAUUUACCUAUGGGCAAAACUUCCCGACAAGUAUGUCGAUGACUUUAAAGUAGUUCGCUGGCUUGCCACAAAGCACGGGGUGGUUGUCAUCCCGGGGAGUGCCUGUGGCUGUCCCGGCCAUCUCAGGAUAUCCUUUGGAGGAUUGGUAGAGGGCGACUGUCAAGUUGCUGCCGGGAGGCUGAAAAAAGGGUUAGAAGAACUGGUGAGACAUGGUAUGCUACAUUGACUAAACUCCAACACUCUUCGCUCUGCCUUUCUGCAUUUUCGUUUCUAUAGGAAAGUUUCUGUGUUCCGCUGCAAAUUGAUCAUUCGCAUGCAAAAAUAGUUGCAAACAUGAGAUCGUCAUCAUCCUAUUCGGGUCGAAACAAUUGAAUUUACAUUUCACCAAACUAUGUGAUUUGUUAGUGCAAAUUGAAACUUUUAUGCUUGCACCUGGGCUUCACUGAAAUUGUGGCUUUGAGAUCACUGGCAUUACAA
Messenger RNA from Diospyros lotus (date-plum), 2009 nucleotides. Its product is annotated as aromatic aminotransferase ISS1. Bases 346 to 1758 code for a protein of 470 amino acids. The record is from RefSeq and is a predicted model, not a curated record. Gene Ontology annotation, molecular function: catalytic activity; pyridoxal phosphate binding. The transcript is spliced from 10 exons. Lineage: Eukaryota; Viridiplantae; Streptophyta; Magnoliopsida; Ericales; Ebenaceae. Gene Ontology annotation, biological process: biosynthetic process.